AGCAUUGUCUUGGGAAAAUACCAAAUUAGAAAACAAAGGUCCAACAAUAAAAUUUCAUUUAGGUAAAACUGAAUAUGUAGGCCUAUUAACAUUUUAAUUAUUGUAGCACCCCUUUCUGGUUGAUAAAUUACUGACAUAUUACAUGUAAAUGUACAUGUAGCUACAGUUUUCUCUGAAAUGUUGGGGGAAAAUAUUGACUGCAACAAAAACGUAAAGUCACUGAACAGCCGGAAAAAAAUGCUUAAAAUAACAUAUUAGUGGGCUUACUCAGUAUUUGGUAAUAAACGCAUAAAUGACACUUCCAACUUCCGGUCGAGCCAAACACCACCGCGUUAACCAGCUCGUGCACGGCGUAAGCUAGCGUGAACUACGUAACUUUAGUAAGACGCUAAAGAACAUAUGCUAUUUAUCGCCUUAAUGUAGUGAAAGUCUAACGAUACAGAAGCAGUAAUCCAAUUUUAUCGCUUUACAGUCUUUUGGUUGUCCUCUUACUUAUAAAAUGAUAAAAUUAAACUGUGUUAAUCUUGACUCGUUUAUGGAGAAGUUCACUCAACUGGAACAGAAAAUUACUGAGGUUAAUGGCAAAAACAACAUGUGGGAGAUCAUGCAGGAGGAAACCGACAGACUCAUGAAAUUCUAUCUGACCAAGGCUAAAAGUCUGACUGAGGAGAGGAACAGUCUUCUUGUUACUGUGAACAAACUACAGCAGACUCUGCAGGAGCAAUGCAACCUCAGAGUUGAGAAUGAGAGACUGAAGAAAGAUAUGGCUGAGCUGAAGCAACAAAAUGAGAGAACAGCACAGGAUGGAGAGGCUGAGGUGCAGCAGCUGCUCAGUGAAAUGAGAGCAGAAGGAGAGAGACACAAGAGGGAGCUGGAGACUGUACGGCAGCAGUGCAGCAGAGAGGUGGAGGACGCCCACAGGCUGGGUUUCAGUCAGUUGGAAGCUAAAGGUGCUGAAGUAAAGAAGCUGCUGGAGAAAAAAGAUCUGGAACUGGAAGACAUGAAGAAGAAGCUGAAGCAGCAGGAGAGGGAGAAGCAGAGCGAGAUCCUGAAGUUACAGAUGGAGUUUGGUGCAAAGUUAGCCAGAGUUGAGAGUACAGCUCAGUGGAGCCAGCAACAACAACAACAACAACAACACAGCUCCAGCCUUCUGCCACAGAGUGUCUUCAAGAGGAAGCUGCACUUCUUCCAGGAGGAGAAGAACAAGGAGAUUGAGGCUCUGCGUCAGAGAAUCAAAGAGCUGGAAGAGAACCAGCGUGCCUGCGGCUUCAAUGACAGCCGUCUGAAGAAAAGAAAGCUGUAGCUUGUUUGGAGGCUAACAAGCUGUUGACCUGUCAGCGCUCGGGGGGUGCAAAUCUCGACGUGCCGGGGAGCACAAGUGACUAAAAUGUUUAGACAUUUUAAGAUUUGUAUUUCAGUUUCAUGUCGAAGCAAAAUUCAGAUCCUUAGAGCUAUUGAAUUUAUUUUACAGUUCUGCUUUUUGUUUGAUUAGAUUUGCAGUUUCACCGCUCUGCCUGCAGGUGACCAUAUUCCUAGUCUAAGGCUUUAAUCCAAUGAGACGCCUGAAUGGGAGCGAGGGAGGGAGGGGGAGGCGUAGA
This is a messenger RNA of Scatophagus argus, 1598 nucleotides long. Its product is annotated as coiled-coil domain-containing protein 152-like. The transcript has 8 exons. The record is from RefSeq and is a predicted model, not a curated record. Lineage: Eukaryota; Metazoa; Chordata; Actinopteri; Scatophagidae. Bases 500 to 1303 code for a protein of 267 amino acids.